CGUUUAUACCUCAUCAAUUUUGUGAGAUCUGUGACAGUGGGAAGCUUGAUUUUUGGACCUCAGAAUGGCUGAAAUCCAAUAGAUCACAGAUUAUUGUUAACAAGGAUUAUUUGGUGAAGCAUGAAGAUAGCAGUAGAGGGCUGUUGCCAUGGCGAGUUGGACGCCAUCUAUCAGACAUUAGAACUCCUGGAGCAGAAGAACAACAUCAAGGUAGAUCUAUUGCUGAUAUGCGGGGACUUCCAGGCAGUCAGGAACAUGGCUGACAUGGACUGCAUGGCCGUGCCACAGAAAUACAAGCAGAUGAACACCUUCUACAAGUACUACUCGGGAGAGAAGGUCGCCCCAGUUUUGACUGUGUUCAUUGGAGGAAACCACGAGGCAUCCAACUAUAUGCAGGAACUGCCAUAUGGCGGUUGGGUGGCCCCUAAAAUCUACUACAUGGGUUAUGCCAAUGUGAUUCAGAUAGCAGGUAUUCGUAUAGGAGGAAUGUCUGGCAUAUUCAAGGGCAAGGAUUAUAACAGAGGCCAUUUUGAGCACCCUCCCUACUCCGAGGACUCCAAACGUUCUGCGUACCACGUGAGGAACGUGGAUGUAUACCGGCUAAAACAGGUGAAGCAGCCCAUAGACAUCUUCCUCUCCCACGACUGGCCCAAGGGUGUUCACAAGUACGGGGACACUCACAGGCUACUCAAGCGUAAGAAGUUCCUACAGGAGGAGAUAGAACAGGACAGACUGGGCAAUCCAGCGGCCGCAGAUCUGUUGUACCUACUGCAGCCAGCUUACUGGUUCUCAGCUCACCUCCAUGUGAAAUUUCCUGCUGUUGUGAAACACUCGAACCCUCCAGAUGUCAAAAUAACCAAAUUUUUGUCUUUGGACAAAUGUUUACCCAGGAGGCAGUUUUUGCAGGUCGUUGAUGUUCCUCAUGAUGCCUCUAAGCCAAUAAAAUUGCAGCUAGAUGCUGAGUGGUUAGCCAUUUUGAAGCUGACCAAUCAUCUGCUGAAUAUAUCCCGCAAUCCCAGCUAUCCUGGUUCACUUCCAGGUGAAAGGAAAGAUUUCUCACCCACUCCAAAAGAGCUUCAGAACAUAAUAGACGACUUUGGAGGUAAUCUGGAUAUUCCAGAUAACUUUACACAAACAGUCCCAGUUUUUGACCCAGAAAAGUCGAAAAAGCAAAACCAGAUGCCACCGCCCCAGACACAGAUAAAUCCCCAGACAACUCUGUUGUGCAGCAUGUUGGAUCUCACAGAUCCCAACGCUGUUUUUCUGGGGAAGGAUUCGACACUUAAUCUUCCCGAAGACGCUGAUGGCGUUGACAAUGCUGCAGAGAGUGAUGGCACCGACGAUGUCGACGAAGAUUAUGAAAGUGAGCCGAGUUUUAUUUCAUUGUCUGGCAGUGAGCAGAGUUUUACAGAUCAGAGUUUCAGCAUUUUGUCAGCAAGCAACGAGAGUGGCUUGUCCAUAGGGCAGGCAAACGAUAGCAUUGCUUCAUUGGGGAAUGCUGACGAGAUUAAAAUUGACGAUGAAGAUGAUGAUGAUGAUGAUGAUGGCGUUAAACAGAUUACUGCUGUGACAGCUGGUUACUAUCAUGAAAAUACUAGUAUCGCAAAUGAAAGCAUGUCGCCUUUACUCUCCAGAAAGAGAUUGAGUUUGUCAGAGAAAUUGGAAAAAUGUAAGUCAAGUGACGACCUUAAUGAUACGCAGGAAAUUCAUGAUGAAGACGAAAAUGAGUUUGCAGCGAUCAUUGCAGCGCAGAAAGAACACAACUCGUCAAUCGAGCAGCUUUCACCAAAGAAGUCAAAAACAGAUUCCGAAGCAGUUGACGGUAAUUUGAGCAAGAACAGUUCUAGUAGCUUGGAUUGUCAGUCUCUAGAAAUCAGUGACGAUGAUCCAGAAUUGCGAGAAAUGCUUCGAGCACAGAAAGAUGCAGUAAACAGUGGGGAAAGUAAAGUGAUUGAAGUAUCUGUAGAAUGCGAGGACCCAGAACUCCAAGAAAUCGUAGCAGCUCAGAAGAAAAACCAGAAGGAAAUAGACUGCGUUCCGGAAUUACAGCGGGACUUUGAUCUUCAAAAACCAUGCGUUCAGUCAAGCCCAAUCGUGAAAAUGGAGGAGAGGUUUCAUUCAGAUGAUGGUGUGGGGGACAGGGGUUCGGGGAAAAGAACUGAAAUGCAAAAAAUGGAGGUGAAGAGUCCGGCAGCAAAGAAGUUUAAACGCAGAAAUCAGGACUUGUAUGUUAACGAGGAGAAUGAGGAAUUCUAAUGGGGCAAUGUUUGUGGUUCUUUAUAUAAAUGAGUCACAAUCUGGGAAAAUAGCGCUGAAUGCAUGUGUCACCCCAGAUAAGCCUGUGCUGUCCAUUCAGGUCAUCUUGAAGUCUCUUGUGACUGAGAGAAAUCAUAUACCUAUGUUCUUUACAAUUUCGUAAAUUUUAUACCAUAUUGUUAAAUUAAAGAUGUUUAUUUUUUCAAAAAGGUUAUUUCAAGGAACGCAUAUGUGAAGAGAUUCUAUUAACAUAUCAGUACAAUGUAACAAACCACAUGGUCAUAUAUUUUUGUUAGUUUGUUCAUUAAUUGUACUUUAAACAAGUAUAAUUCUUCAAAACCAUAUAUCAUGCAUAACAAAAAAGAAAAGUA
This is a messenger RNA of Dreissena polymorpha, 2627 nucleotides long. Its product is annotated as lariat debranching enzyme-like. Gene Ontology annotation, biological process: mRNA splicing, via spliceosome. Gene Ontology annotation, cellular component: nucleus. Bases 121 to 2256 code for a protein of 711 amino acids. The record is from RefSeq and is a predicted model, not a curated record. Gene Ontology annotation, molecular function: RNA lariat debranching enzyme activity. The transcript is spliced from 10 exons. Lineage: Eukaryota; Metazoa; Mollusca; Bivalvia; Myida; Dreissenidae.